AUGUUGCAAUUUUUAAAUGACGCAGUGUUUGAAAAUUCUAUAUCCAAGGAAACCAAAGAGUUUUUAAAAAAAAAAUUAAAUAUUAUUGUUGGAAUUGAUAAUACUAAAAUUCAAGAUGCGUAUGUUGUGCAAGGAAAAUCUUACACUCGAAACGUUUUAGAAUCGGAGAGUGAAGCAUUGCUACAAGCUGGUUACAAUCCUGACAUAGUAUGUAUUUACAAAAAAAUGCAAGUAAAUGGGAUUAAAUUUUGCCCUGAACCAGAAGAUGGAGUUGAAAUACGUCAAUUUUGUGACUAUUUUAUCUUCAAUGAAGAUAAUAAGAAGUUUGGUUUGAUAAAAAACAUUUUACAAUUUCGACACAAUAAUAUCAUAAUUACUGGCAUAAUUGUUCAAUAUUUUGAAGAUGUUAUGGGUGCAUUUAAUUCGCGUCACAUUCGAGAGAUUGAACCAUCGGAGGCUAUUAGAUUUGAAUCAGAAAAUACCGUAUUAAGACCUGCUAUCAAAAUGAUAACUGAUGACGCUAUAUAUGGUGUAAAGCUAACAAACUGUUGGGAAACCGAUUAA
This is a messenger RNA of Cotesia congregata, 564 nucleotides long. Lineage: Eukaryota; Metazoa; Arthropoda; Insecta; Hymenoptera; Braconidae. The record is from the annotation of a GenBank genome assembly.